AACCCCGUUCAUAUGUUUCUUCUGGCGUAAAAAGAAGCGCCGCAGCGCGCCGUUUUUUGGCUUGUCAACUGAAACCACGCAACAUUUUUCUCUCGGAUUUAAUAUUGAAAACAGUUACCUUUUUCUUCAGUGCUAAUUAAUAUUAGAUCGGUAUAGAUGUGCCGCAUAAAGUUUAGCUAUAAAGAGGAUAAGUGCUACUGUAAAACAGUGUGAGAAUCGUGUUUCCUCAGUGGUGACCCGCGAACUCACAACAUGCCUCUGUUGAAAAGAAAAGCCUUCGAGAAAUCGACGGCUUCAGAGUACCUCCGAGACGACGAUGAGGUUUUCCACUGCGAGAUCACCGACGAAAUAUUCAAAGACUAUGAGGAGUACUGCGAACGUAUUAUACUCGUUAACUCGAUGGUUUGGACAUGUGAGAUGACUGGCAAGAACAACUUGACUUAUUCGGAAGCUUUGGCCUCUGAGAAAGCCGCCAGGAACCAGUUGAAAGAUUUCCCAAUGGAGCUCCGUAUACCAAUAUUGUAUCUGGCAGCCAGGACUAAUAGAUGCUCCUUUGCGGAAAUGUCUGAGGAUGUUUUCAAUUUUGUGAGGGACAGAUAUUUUGUGGGCGAGACAAUAGAGGCUUGUCUGGAGGGAGAUCACUGGACAGAGGCUCACAUCCUGUCAGUGACCGCACAAAAGCAGCAUCCUGACAGCAAAGCAAUCCUUUCCGCUGCAUCAUAUGUCUAUGAAGUGGAACAAUAUACUGAUGCUACCCCUUCAACAAUGGGCCAGAUUGGCACAGCACCGUUCGACCGUGUCCGGCGUCGUAAAGGCAUCUACUCCAGAGAUAAGAACAGGCUCUUCCUCAAACAAUUUGUAGAGCACGGCCCUGGAGGUGUUAUAUGUAUAAAAAAAUCAGCCCUGAAUGAGUACAACAUCAGCAAAGUUAGUUUCAGUCAGAUAUUUACUGGAAAUCCACCUGAGUUUGAAUCCUCAAAAAAACUCCUCAAAUCUCCAGCAGCAACUAAAGUUCAGCACAAGCCUGCAUCUGCUACGAAACUGAAUAAAUCACUCAAAAAACCAAGCCCUGAUAAAAAAGGAAGACAAGAAUCUAUGGAUAAAUUUUUGAAAAAGACUGAAAAAACUGAAGCAAAACCCAAAAUGCCAGUUGAUCCUGCUGCAAAGAAAAGUGCUCAAGAGCUUGCAGAGAAAAUGCGCAGAGCUGAAGAUCAGAUGCGACAGCGUAAAGAAGAGGAAAAAGCCAAGAAGAAGGAGAAGAAUGCAAGGCUUCAAGCAUAUCUUAAAGAAUGGCAGAAAGUGAAAGAUGAUUUGGAACUUGAGGACCAUAAGAUGAUACCAAAAGGCACUCCAAUAGAUAUUGAAGGAAUAUCUCAAAGUCAUAUAGGAGACUUCCUCUCAGUUCUUGAGUUUGUGCACUUAUACUCUAAUAUCUUAAAAUCGAAAGACUUCUUACAUGGAGCACUUGAUAUAGAAACAUUACGGAAGGCCUUAACAAUGAAAGAGCACUCUGGAGUCUUCUGUGAUAUAAUCCAGAUGUUUUUGACGACAAUAUUUGGACUUCAAGAAGAUGAGGCUGAAGAUUAUAAUGAGAAUGGUGGAAUACACCUUUCCAAUGAGGAUAAGGAAGCGUUCCCGGAUGUGGGCGUCGCAAAAGCCGUAGAGCUCGCCACUAAAGCAAGCAAAUGGUCUCAAACUUACCUUGGGACUCCGCUCAGCAAACUUCCCAUGGAUGCGUUGACUGUCAGUGAGAUACUGAGGCUGCACCUGCUGUCGUCGGGCGCGGCGGGCACGGCGCGGGGCGCGGCGUGGCGCGCGUCGCAGCGCGGCGGCUACUCCUCGCUCGACGACCCCGGCCUGCGACUGCGCCGGCGCGCGCCACAGCUGCUCGUGCGGCUCGCCAAGUACCACGUGGCUGAGCUCGGACUAGAUGACAAAUUCGAAAUACUCCAGUGCUUGAUGAACCAGAUACUGACUUACGCGACCGUCCGUGAUGUCAUUGAGGAAAAACUCGAGGAACACAAGAAUUCUAAGCAAGCUUUGAGACUUUUACAGAUAAACGAAAGGAAACGCGAAGCGCAACUGCUCGCGUCGAAACAAGAUCUUAAGAAAGAAGCUGCAGCUAAAAAAGAGGAGAACAAGCUCUCUGGUGAAAAAGCUCGAGCUAUAGACGAACAGCUUAAAGUCGACACAGAGAAGCUGAACAAAGAAAACGACGAGAAAAAGAAAGAGUACGAAAAGAAAUUAAAAGAACUGCAAAUCGGAUUGUUCGACUAUUCUUCUUAUCUUGGCAUGGAUCGCGCUUACCGUCGCUACUGGCUCAACCAGGCCGUGGCCGGGCUGUUCGUGGAGGCGGGCACGGAGCCGCGCGGGCCGUGCCGCGACAAGCCGCUGCCUUCCGCUCCUGAGCACGGAGAGGACACCCUCACCUAUGUCACUAGAUUGUUUGAAACCGAAAAGGAAAGAGCGAGUAGUGAUAAAGAAAAUGAUUCGGCAGCAAAUUCACGGGGGAAUUCCCCAAAGAAACCGCUCACGAACAUCAAUGGCUUAACACACAGGAACGGGUUCGAUGAUAUCACACAACAGCUAUUGAUCUGCAGCGGAGAUCUUUCUACGUGCAAAGUGCAUGGAAAGGUCGACCGGCCCCAAUGGUGGGUCUACCACACAGAGGAACAGAUAGAAGCAUUGAUCCAGUCUCUAAACAAGCGCGGUAUUAGGGAAAGUGAACUCCGACAGAGCCUGGAGCUGGACAAGGACAACAUCAUUCAGUACCUGAGGAAAUGUCCUGUCAAGUACCUCAAUGGAUCUGCUGCUAGUUCUCCCCCUCCCCCCGCGCCGCACUACACGCGCCGCCGCCCCCCGCCCCCCUCGCUCACCGUGCCGCGCGACUCCUCGCUGGCCGAGGCCGUGGAGCUGGUACUGCGCGACUAUAUCCUCGAUCUGGAGGAGAAGAUUCACUACGGAUGCCUUGGAGCCCUUAAAGUUAAGGACCGCGAGGCGUGGCGCGGGACGAUAAUGCUGCGCGGGUACGACAAACAAGCCGACUACCUGACCUGGGGCCCCAACCAAAUGUACAGAGAUGACUAUCACCAGCCCAACGGCGUUCUGAAUAUUCCUCAAGAUCUUGACGAAACAGAGCUAGAGUCGAUACCGGUGAACAAAUACCGCGACCCCGGCUACUACCUGGAGGCCGCCAGGGUGAACGGAGUCAAGGUAGAGGGCGACGAGCUGAAGGCGAGGCGUGACGUCAUCCGAGGGCUCGCCUGCGCCCUGCUGCAGGUCUCCCAGGCCAUACACGCCAAAUACUUGAAACGGCCUCUGGGGUGGGACGAGAAGGGGCGGGCGCGCAGCACGGAGGGUGGCGCGCUGGCCCGCUGGCAGGUGUCGCUGCUGGAGUGCGGCAGCGCGGCGGGCGCGCGGCUGCACGCGGCGGCGCUGCACGCGUCCGUGUGCUGGCGCGCGUCCGUGCUGCGCGCCGCCUGCCGCCUGUGCCGCCGCCGCGCCGACCCGCACGCCAUGCUGCUGUGCGACGCCUGCAACGCCGGCCACCACCUCUACUGCCUCACGCCGCCGCUGCAGAAAGUACCGGAAGGCGAUUGGUUCUGCGAUCAGUGCAAGCCGAAAGAACAUAAACGGUCACCCAGGAAGAAGAGGAAACUGUACUCCGAGGAAGAUGUCGAAGAACCACCGAACAGCGAAGCGGAAGCGGAGGAGUGCGAGGAUGAAGAGGGCGGCAUCGACGCGGGCGUGUGCGCGGCGUGCGGCAGCGGCGGGCGCCUGCGGGCCACGUGCCGCGCCUGCGCCGCCGCCUUCCACGCAGAGUGCGCCGAGCCGCGCCCCCCGCCCGGCGCCGCGCGCUGGCUCUGCGCCGCCUGCCUCGCGCCCACCAGAGCGAUGUCGAGCGUCCGGCGCUGUGCUGCCACCGCGUUGUCCAACAUCCACCAGUACACGAGGGCGCUGCACGCGAGCCCCUCCUCCGAGUCAGAAGACAGCGAUUACAACACGACUCUGGUUAAACUGAAAAAGAGGAAACAGCGCCACAGCAACGACGCGGUGCCCCUGCAGAACGGGACCACCCCUCCUUCGGGGAAGAAACGCGGCAGGAAACCAAAACACGAGAAACUGAACAUGAGCAACGGGAAAGAUAGGAGAUCGAAAAAUUCCCUCACAAACGGAGUUCAUGAGGAGCGUGCGGCGCGCGGGCCUGACGCCGUGCAGCAGCUGCUGCGUGACGUCAUCAAGCACAAGGACAGCUGGCCCUUCUACGAGCCCGUCUCCAUUGAGGAUGUACCUGAUUAUCUUGACGUAAUCGAUCAGCCCAUGGACCUCACCACGAUCAAAGAGAAGCUGGAGAAGUCCCAAUACAGCUCGGACGAGGAGCUGAUAGCUGAUAUAGCGCUAAUAUUCCAUAAUUGCUACACUUACAAUACUGAUACACAUCCCGUUGCCAAGGCCGGUGGUCGCCUCGAGAAAUUCGUGAACAAGCGCUGCGCCGAACUCGACUUGCCCUCGCUGCCCGAGCUCAGCUUCAGCAAGAGGAAGGAAGCCGAGUCUCAGGAACACUCUGCGGGCCCCUCCUCCGAUGACGAGGACGACCUGCCCAUAGCCAAGAGAAAGAAGCACAAGUAACACGAACAGAAGAGCUAUAUAAGUGUGUGUGAUGUGAUCGUGUAAAGUUGUAAUAUUGCAUUGUGAUUAAAGACAAACUGAAAUCUGCUCGACGCGUCGGAAGUGUAGUGCUGAACUGUGGACGCGUUCUGAAAGCGACGCAAUAGCGACCGGAGCGACGGGUCGCGUCUCUAUUGCGUCACCGUCGCUAGACUUCAUUCGCUAUUUUGUUUAGUUCGACUUGUAAUCGAGUCGAGUAAUGCGGCUGGUGAUUUUAUUGUAUGUCAUUGUAAAUACGGUAUUAGGUUAACGUUUGUGGGAGGGUCCGUAAAUGCUUACGUACGACUAGCUUACUGCUCGGCGCAAGUUCAAUAGUUUUGUUCCUGUCAAGCUCGAAGCAGCUUGUGAUUGUCCGUUUGAGUUUCACAAUUUUGAUCAACAUUCGUUUGGUAAUAUAAUAUAAUUGCAUUUAUGACUAAAAAACAGUAAGUCAAGCUAUUUUACCUAUUUUUAUGGGUUUUAUGAUCAAAUUACAAUCGGUUUAAUUCCCAUUAUUAAUAGUUCCUGACCCGUCAUUCCUUUAACCAAAGUUUUGGGCUCACCGGUUUGUUGUGACAUGCCAGUGCCAGUGUCCCGGACAGUUCCUGAUCUGUGCAAACACAGCACCAGUCAACGGUGUUCAUAAAUAAUAGAAUCUUGUAUAUUUGUUUGUCAAGGAGCUUGCACGCUUCGCAGAUUUCAUGCACGUAUUUUUAUUGAGUCUUAAUUAUCUUAUUUAUCCAUACUAGAUUAGAACGAAAAUAUAAACAUUUGUAACUUAUUGACGAUAUUUUUGAUGUGAAUGUUUUAAAUUUUGUUCUGUUCUCGUGUAAGUUUGGAAAGUAUACAUAAUAUUAUUUAUUAGUCACUCGUAGUAAUAAUAUAAGUUAUGUUAUGUAAAAUUCUUGUGAGAAAGUGUAGGGACGUCAGAAGUUCAACCAUUAAUAAGUUCAUCAUUCGAGGCAAGCCAUCUCAAAAUACUCAGUAUUGUGGCUUUCUUAUUGCAGCUGUAGACAGAUAGUAGGCGAACCACGCGACUGUAAGUGGGCACGCGGCCGGCCCGCCCGGCUGGGGCUCGCCGUGUCACUUCUGGAAGCUUCACGUAUUUCAAAAUAUUGGCUUAAUUCAAGAACUUGACUACAUAAGUCACAUUAGAACAUGUAGAUAUUACAAUACUUAUAAUAAAAUUGAAAGUAAUAUCUUAAGUAAAUUAGAUUUUUUUGCUCUGUAAAAAUUAUAUCAAUCGUUUUUUUUAAUAGACGAAUCAGUCUAAAGAGAAGAAAAUCUAAUUUGAAAUAAAUUGAAACGCUCUUUCUGUCCGCGGGACAGUAACUGUCUUAACGGCAACCCGAGCUGUCGUCGCCCUCCGCCUGGGGCCCGACUCGCAUCACGACUUGCGCAAGCUUUCUUGCUAAAAUUGUGACUAGAUUCAAGUUGGAAGCAACUUGCGCGUGUUUCUGACACAGCGCCUCCGGUUUUAUGUAGUCUGUGUAUUAUUGUGAUAACGAUGGGCCCGCGAGUCCGGUCGUGUGAUUGUUAACGAAACCCUGUAUUAAAUAUAAAUAUAUAAAUUAUGAAACAAAACGAUCAAGUGUAUUUUUAUCGAGUUAUUUGAUGUUAUAAUAUCGAUGUAUAAUAUCGAUUAAUAAAAUUUGUAACGUUUUAUAGAUUAUAUGGAACUGUGGUGAUUCUGUGCAGUGUAUUCAACGUAAUAAUAAUACGAAUUCUAUAUAAUAUAUCGGUACAAUAAACUCGAUGUACAGAGUACUUGAUCGAACGAAUACCACCGUCAGUAGUUUGUUAGGCGACGUGUCUGCAUUUAGUUUAAAGACACGUUAUAUUCUAGGAUAUAUUGUGAAGUAGUUUAGUAAUGACCCAAUUUGUUCAAGAUACAUAGUCCUGCUCUAAAUCUUAUUGUGCUCUAACACUGAUUUUCCAGUAACGGGAAAUCAAACAGUCGCAAUACGAUUUCUUUUUAUUUGUGCAAUAGUUUAUUGCGUUGUCUCCCAAAUUAUAAAUUAACGUGUAGUCUAACAAUCAAAAUCAACGGUGUCAAUAUUAGUCAGUGACGCUUGCAUCACAACACGGCUGUUUGUUUACUGAACUGGAAUGUCACAAGGCAGUGAUCGGCGUGCUUAGUGCGAGUUUUAUAAUGUUCUCGAUAGCGUAAAAGGUAACCUAGAAUUUGUAUGCAGUUGGAACAGCGCCCCUAGCGGCAAACUUACGUAAACAUUCCAACUCCAUACAAAUUUGAAUUAACGUUUACGUUAUCGAGAACGUUAAAAAACUCGCACUAAGUACACUGAACCUAUAUUAUUUAUGGUCGCGUGACGAAUUCCAAACACCGCCUAAAAAAUGUAAAUAAGUAGUAAAUUGAAUAAUUCAAAACAAAAAUUCUGAACUUGACAAAACCCAAAGUUAAGAACAUCACCACUCUUGUUAAAAAUAAUACUUAAAAGUGAUCCUUUUAGUGACAUUAUGAUUUUAUAAAAUAAUUAAGUUAUCUUUGAAAAUUAUGUCACACCUUUUCCAUUUCCAAAUACAUAAAACUUGAACAAGUCUCUGUGUGUAGCUUUAUUUUACGUAUAGCGAUCAACGUUUUAGUGAUACUGUCCUAAUAUUAAGUUUGGUUUAGUUGACACGUGACUCGAAGCUCCAAAUUGUGUGUAGACCUUACGACCAGCUAGCUCAUCAGUGGUUAUGUUUUGUUUAACAAAUUUUAUAUUUCUAUGCGUUUUUUAUUUUAUUUUUAUUUAAGCUUUUCUAACUCUGUAUUUUAUUUAUUUUGUGUUUUGAUCAGGGCAAAGCCGUAUUCUCGAAGCUUUUUUUUUUUUAAUAAUUUAAUCAGUUAAAAUACUGCAUUUGAAAAUUGUCAUCACAAAUUAUUAGUGAGAUUUUUAAAAAAAUGGUAUUUUUUUAUGUAACAAAUCAUACUAAAGGGUACAUUCUUGUGAUCGUUUCUGAAGACAGCUCGUUCUAUUGCCGGCACGUUGCAAUCAGCUCUGCAAGUUUAAUUAACAAAACUAAUACUAUAACAGCUACUAUACACUAUAAAUAGUAUAACAGCAUUUUUGGUAUUGCGAAUUUUAUUAAAGCAUAAUUCUGAUAUCAGAGCCAUAAACUUGGAUCCACUUUUUUCACAAAUUAUAAUCGUGUGUUGUUUUUUAUUUUGUUAAUUAACAUUAUGUUUCUUAAAAAUAAUGACAAUUUUUUUCAUGCUAGAAUUUAAUAGGCUGGAACAUCUUGGAUACUUUCAUCAUUGGAUUUGUAGUGAUGGCGACCUUGUCGAUAUGCCGUUUUUUUUGUAACUAUUGUCGUAAAAAAGAUAAUAUGGAAGAAAUUUAAAAAUAAGUAGAUGCUGAAAUAAAAGACGAAAUUUUAUUGAAAUAUUUUUUUAACUAAUUAUAUAAAUAAGGUAUAGAAAAUACCUUAUUCAGUGUUUACUUUUCAUAGUGAAAAAAUAACGUGCAACCUUAAGAAAUAAUCUAUUUCAUUCUUUAACAGGUUAAAUUCUAUAGAUCUAUGUUCGCUUUCUUUAACUUUUAUCAAUAUUUUAAAUAAUGGUGCUAACGAAACGUAACUUACAAAAAUGCUGUAAAAUAUGGUUGACAAAAAAUAAUUUUGACAGUGAAUGAUGUGUGCCUGUGUUAAGGCGUCCUUUAAAUUCUAUUAGCUAUAGAAAUUGUGGUACCCCACAAACACUGUAGCUAGGCCCCAGACACCACGGGCCUAAACAUAAAUCGUCACUAUGAUGUCUUUAUUAGUAUGAAAAUUUUGCUACUAAAUUUCUUGAUCUACACAUUGCAAUAACUUAAACUCCUAAUGCAGAACGCGAUAUGAACGUAUUAUUUCAGAUAGAAUGUGCUUAUUUUUAAAAUUACGAUUUCUAUGAUUAUAUUAUUCUUAAGUAAAAUUUGUUAAAAGCAAAUGAUAAGUAUUGUUUAAAAUAUUGCAUAGACAUGCUUUUUGUAAGAUUACUAAAAAAAAUACUCAUGAAAAAUCUUUUAGUGUGUUUCAAUAAUUAUUAAUUGCAUUCCGAUUUGUGAUGGAGCUUUGUAAGUUCUAAUUUUUUGUUUAUUAGUUUGUGGAAUUUGUUUGUCAUUGAUUAUAAUAUUAAUGUAAUUAAUUUAUGUGUUUAGUAAAUAAAGCACCCCCAAAACCAAA
Bombyx mori (domestic silkworm) is the source of this 8811-nucleotide messenger RNA. It is a transcript of the gene Acf, whose product is annotated as bromodomain adjacent to zinc finger domain protein 1A. Gene Ontology annotation, biological process: regulation of DNA-templated transcription; positive regulation of DNA replication; regulation of heterochromatin formation. Gene Ontology annotation, molecular function: DNA binding; protein binding. The record is from RefSeq and is a predicted model, not a curated record. Lineage: Eukaryota; Metazoa; Arthropoda; Insecta; Lepidoptera; Bombycidae. The transcript has 25 exons. Bases 253 to 4629 code for a protein of 1458 amino acids. Gene Ontology annotation, cellular component: CHRAC; nuclear chromosome.